Caenorhabditis remanei is the source of this 1593-nucleotide messenger RNA. RefSeq lists its product as uncharacterized. The coding region runs from base 1 to 1593 and encodes 530 amino acids. NCBI's taxonomy places the organism in Eukaryota, Metazoa, Nematoda, Chromadorea, Rhabditida, Rhabditidae. The transcript has 8 exons. The record is from RefSeq and is a predicted model, not a curated record. Gene Ontology annotation, biological process: innate immune response.
AUGAACGGGCAGGACGUUCCAGUUCGAGUGCACUGUUCGGAUGGAAAUCUUAUCUCAUACUGGCAUAAUACAACGGACGGAUUGAUAGAGACCACUAAUUAUGUGACCAAUCUAUUCAAUAUUGAUGUAUCAGAAGUCCGUGUAUUUAAAGAUGCAAUCAAUAUGAUUGAACGAAUGAGCAGAAGACAAAAGAAACCAUUGGAAAGUGUCACUGCAUUGAGGAUUAUAGCAUCGGAAGAAGAAUUGAUUUAUAUUUUGAGGGACUGUAAAACUUCAUCGCAAAUAGAAAUUCGCUCAUAUGCUCCACCCAAUUUCCGCUUCUCCGAAAAGUUUCGAAAAAUCGAUUUCUUAUAUAUCUUGUAUGGACAAUGGUUGACACUUGACAAUCUGUUUACAAUGGAUGGGAUCGAUAUUGUUCUGGGAUACUCUAAUCUAUCUGAUAGUGAUUUGAAUGUCUUUCUGAAGCAUUGGCUAGCUGGAGGGUGUCCCCGAUUGAAAUAUUUGGACGCUGGUAUUCAUUCUGUAAACAUUUUGCAAGUACUCGCUGGUUUACUGGAUAAUGCCGUUUUCGUGCAGAAAAGUCGUAACUACACCAGCCCAUUCGGAUACACAUCGAUAUUGUCAGAUGGAUAUGACAUCCAACGUUCAGAUGUUCCACCGGCCGCAUGUCUUCCAUAUCAGAACAACACUGUCUUAUACGCUUAUUCCACUAAUAUCGACUAUGGUACAUAUGAUGGAGGUGUCGAGCAAAUGAUAAAUUUUGCUUAUAUGUAUGCAACAAUGGCAAAUGUUAGAUUCGAUACGAAACAGGAAGAGGAGAUUGAGUAUCACUCGGAUAAAAAGAGUUUGCAAGAUUCCCUGGAUUCCCAUAAACCGGAUCCAUCUCUUGGUUAUGGAGAUAAGACAACUGGAAGCAACUUAUACAAUAUUUUGAAGAAGUUUCUCAAUAAUGGGAACGUUUCAAUAUGUGGGGCCCAAGUGUAUAUAGCUGUAAAACGGUAUCCAGAUGAGUCUGAUGUAUCUGACAUCAUUUCCCAACUACGAGCCAAUCAUGUCAUGGUGUUCAUUGCUGUGGACAGUAUUCCAUCGGGCGGUUCCAACUCUGCAACACUAUAUGAAAUGUCAUAUGAAACAAAUGGAUACUGUUACUUCGCCACCGGCUAUGAUCUUUCGGAAGCUUUUGACUGGAUGACUGCAAUACUUGAUCGUCCUUAUCAAUUCAUUGCUCAAAACUUUGUGGUUUCUGGAUCGGGUCGAAUCGAAAUACCGACAUUCAAAACUCCAAUUCCAAUGGGUAUUAAUGAUGCUGUGCGAUUUGCAAUAACUGUUCAAAACCACACACUCGACAAUUCAUUUGUAUCAAUGAAUUAUACAAUUGAGAGUACUGAUGGAUCUGAUGUUUAUAAAUUUCCAAGUAACAAUGCCCAUCCUCUCUAUGGAACUGCACAAUCAGGUUAUUUCUAUUCGAAUGGACCCUUCUCGUUCAAAUGGACAAUUGACUAUCAAUAUAAUAAUGAUGCACCACAAAUCAUUGAAUGCAGAAUGUACAGUUAUUAUUAUCACGACUUCCUUCCCCUGCCAGAUUUCAAGUGA